This is a messenger RNA of Prunus armeniaca (apricot), 642 nucleotides long. The record is from the annotation of a GenBank genome assembly. NCBI's taxonomy places the organism in Eukaryota, Viridiplantae, Streptophyta, Magnoliopsida, Rosales, Rosaceae.
AUGGACUGGGGUUCGAAUGGUGAAGAACCCACUUCCUGGGAAGAGCUUUACAGUAUUAAUUUGAUACCAUCAGAGUUGUUUCUCAAGUUCCGGAAAGAAGUGCAAGGUUUAAGGGUCGGCCUCAAUUUGGAGUUCUAUAAUGCUCCAUGCAAUGAGUUUCAAGGAAAGCUUGUCUUGAAGCCCUUAGCUCCUGAACGGAUGUGGAAGUUCAUCUAUGAGCCUAUCCAUCAAGAUGUUCGUAUUCUUUCAAAAAAGAUUCCUCUAACUGGAUAUUUGAAUCUCCAGGUUGGAGUAGGCCAUAAUUUUCAAAUGAAUGCUACUGGAUGGAAGUGGAAACUUACUACAUGUUUUGGUGGAGAUGGUAUAUCUCGGAUCCGGAAUAAGACAUCUCUUGGUGUGUGCCCUGGUGUGGAUAUGCGCUUUGGGUGGAGGGCUGAUUAUGUACUUCCCGAAGUUACUGGGGCUCUGGGCACUGGUGAACCAUGGUUCAACAUGAACUCGGGAAAGUUGCAAGCAUCAUUAGAUAGAGUUGAGACCAUUCUAACCUAUACUGACAUCUACAAUUUCUACAAGCCUAAAGACCAGGAUCAGCAGAGACCUGAAACUGAUGUCACAGAUGUAACUACUUAUUCAGGCGGUUAG